Syngnathus acus (greater pipefish) is the source of this 1263-nucleotide messenger RNA. RefSeq names its product putative gustatory receptor clone PTE03. Gene Ontology annotation, cellular component: membrane. Bases 179 to 1093 code for a protein of 304 amino acids. The transcript has a single exon. Gene Ontology annotation, molecular function: olfactory receptor activity; G protein-coupled receptor activity. Gene Ontology annotation, biological process: G protein-coupled receptor signaling pathway. The record is from RefSeq and is a predicted model, not a curated record. Lineage: Eukaryota; Metazoa; Chordata; Actinopteri; Syngnathiformes; Syngnathidae.
AGGUUGUUACGACUCACAAAGGGUCUGGGUGGGUAAGGAUGACCAACAAGUUCAUUUUUUUCCAGCUCUCAUAGCACAUGUUGGACCAUCCUUUCUGAGAACCACCCUUCUCUUUUCUCUUCACAGACGGUGUCAAGUAACAGGUUGUUAUGUCUUCUGAGUUUGCGGGUGUGUAAGGAUGCCCAAUCUAACGCUUCCUCCUUACUUUAAUCUCACCAUGUUCAUAAACAUCGGCCCGUACCGCUACCCGGCGCUGGCGGCAUGCCUCCUCCUCUACGUCUUCAUCGUGUGCGCCAACUGGGCCGUCCUGGUAACCAUCUGCCGUGAGAAGACACUUCACGAGCCCAUGUACGUUUUCGUCGCCUGCUUGUGCUUCAACGCCCUGUACGGCUCCACAAGCUUCUUCCCCCGCUUCCUGCAGGACCUGGCGUCCGACGUUCACCUGAUCUCGCGCGCGGCCUGCUUCACGCAGAUCUACUUCAUCUACACGUAUGGAGCCAACGAGAUGACCAUGCUGUGUGUCAUGGCGUACGACCGCUACCUGGCCGUGUGCCAUCCGCUGCACUACCACACCAGGAUGACGGUGAAAAAGGCCCUGAGCCUGGUUGGCCUGGCGUGGCUAGUUCCCACCAUCUUUCUCACCAUGGUUAUCUACCUAUCCGCAACGCUGCCCCUCUGCGGCAACGAGAUCUACAAGGUGUUUUGCGCAAACUGGAAUGUAGUCAAGCUGUCAUGCGUGUCCACUGUGGUCAACAACGUGGUGGGCAUGUUCAUGACCAUCAGCACCGUUUUCCUCCCGCUCACCUUUGUUCUCUAUACGUACAUGCGCAUCAUAAGCACGACUUGGAGACGCUCGGACAAAUUCAAGGGGAGAGUAUUUCAGAGCUGUUUGCCGCACAUGAUCUCCUUUGUCAUUUAUUCCUGCAUCGUGUUUUUGGAUAUCACGCUGAGCAGGCAAAAUGUGAAGGAGAUGAACUCUUUUGUUGCCAUCAUCUUAUCGCUAGAGUUUGUGGUUAUUCCGCCGCUUCUCAACCCCCUGGUGUACGGGAUGAAGCUAUCAUGUAUACGUAAACACAUCUUUAAGAUGGCGUGAGACGGGGCCUGCGGCUCUGCUUUUCCUCAGGCAGCAAGUUGAAAUGAAUUGAAUUCUAAGAUUGAUUAUUUUUAAAUAUUUUUUUGUAAUUAUUGUCAAUAAAGAAAGCCAUCUUUAAGCACUUGGGGGUUUUGUGAAAUCCAAAUCCGUAGUGAAUGUGACAUCAUCAC